This is a messenger RNA of Rhineura floridana, 5063 nucleotides long. RefSeq lists its product as uncharacterized. NCBI's taxonomy places the organism in Eukaryota, Metazoa, Chordata, Lepidosauria, Squamata, Rhineuridae. Bases 162 to 2381 code for a protein of 739 amino acids. The record is from RefSeq and is a predicted model, not a curated record. The transcript has 7 exons.
GGGACCAAUCGAAGCCCAAAGAGGCGCCUUUGUUUAGGGCUGGUCCCUGCAGAAGGGCAGGCUUGGGUGGGAGUAUUUAGGAGGUCAUUAAAGGCAGUGCCAGACAGCUGACCAGAGACAGGGACUCAGGACACAGAAAAGGAACCUAGAGGUGUUUCAAGAUGGCCAGGUCUUUGACAAUUUUACUGCUAUCUGCGCUCCUCAACCAAGUCUUUUGCCUGCAGUGCAAUACAUGCCAAGGCGAGUACGAUUGCAUUGGAGAGAAUGUGACCUGCAAAGAACCUUUUGCCAGCUGCAUAACAUCUGUCCGAAAGGCUUAUGUCACCUUCCUUGAAUUCCAGUCGGUGAGGAAAGGCUGUGCCCGCCAGCUGUAUCCGCAUGAAUCAGUUUCCCUUAACUCGCACCUUGUGUCUCUUUCGUACCAGGCACGCUACUGUGCCCAGGACGGUUGUAACAACGAGACCUACUUCAUCUCCCAUCCAGCCCCUGUCAAUCAUAUGCGCUGCCACACCUGUGCCUCCCAGGGUGCCUGGUGCCCCGAAGCUGCCCGCACUCAGAUCAGCUGCAAUGGGGAUCAGGACCGGUGCAUGGAUCUCGACAUCACUGGAAAACUGGGUCAAUAUUCCAAUAUGAAGAUGAAGGGCUGUACCAACAUCCCCCGCUGCGAGGAGACCUUGAGCUUCUUCUCUGGCAGCCGUACCAUCCAUGCCAGCUGCUGUGAUACACCCCUCUGCAAUACCUUCACCCCAGAUCUCCACAUCCAAAGCCAGGCAACCAAUGGGCUGGAGUGCUACAGCUGUGUGGAUGAUGACGGAAGCCCUGGGGCUGGGUGCUUCAACAAAACCAUCUCCACUGUGCAAUGCACAGGCAUCCAUAACAUGUGCUUGGAGGGAAUCGGCAACAGCCGUAAAGCUGGUAAGGAUUUUGGCAAAAUCACCUUUAAAGGCUGUGCCUCCCCGGCCAUGUGCCAGAGCUCUCUCUUGGCUUUGGUGCAAGAGCUGGACAAUGCCGAAGUCAGGUGUUGCCAAGGCAACUUCUGCAACAACCGCAUAGUGGACGGUGUCAUGAUGGAACCCGGCAUCCCGGCUGACAGCGCCAACACCACUGAGGCAGUGGAGUGUGUCCCGCCCACGCCAGCUGGCCUCACUCCAGACUGCAUCGACACCAACGGGGAGGAAAACAAUACCAUGGUGGUUGCCCCCAUCCCUGCUGGUGUAGCCCCAUCUGCUGGGGGCCCCAUUGACAGGGAGGCGGUCUACACAAUCAUUGAGAAGGAAGGGAGCGAGUCUACAGUCAACGAGAGCAAUGCUGUGUCAGGGUUGCCUCACCGCGACCACUCGGUGACCGCAGGCGAACACACGGUCAACGAGAAUAUCGUCGAUGGUUACACUGAGGGCCACACUGUCUCCCCUGCAGGUGCUACAGACUCUGAGCACAUGGUAAUGGGUGGUCCCUCAGGUGCCACGAACGUGAACAAGAGCGAGCCAGGUGCCAGCACCACCUCUUCUGGCAAUCAUGGCAAUGUUGUUGUGCUGGUACCCAUCAUUGUCCCAAAGAAGAAUGUCACUUCUUCUUCCUCCUCCUCCUCCUCCUCCUCAGAAACAAGCACCAGCAACAACAUCGUGGCAGCUUCCAACAAUAGCGAUGAGUCAGAGUACGAAGAAUGUGAGGCGGAAGAGGAGGGCGUCAGCACCGGGGACCAUUUCAUGGCUGCUAACGAAGGCAACCGUGAGGGUUCUGCUUCCACAGACAUUUUCCAUGAAAACGACACGCCAGGAAGCACUGUUGUCCCCAGUCGAGAUAUUUCCAAUGUAGCUGUGUUGCUCCCAGGAGGAAACUACGCAUCUCCCACAGAAAGUAGUCAUAACACUGGGGUCUUCGCGAUGGAAGGACAUGGGUCCACUGACUCUCCUGCUGCUGGUGCCGCAGGAAGCACCAAUGUGGGCCAUGGCCAUACUGCCUAUGGUACUGACAGUGAAAGCUUUGCAGUCGAUGGAACUACUGCAAGGCCUGGACACUCUGUGACGGGUGCCCCUGCUGUGGCCAACGCCAACACAAUGGCCACUACCAGCAGCCCUGCUGGAACAGUCCUUGUUUCGGGAGCCGCAGCUGGCACCUCCCGCCCUAAGAACAAGAUCCCAUGCAAACGGCCAGGGUCUCAAAGUCGACCUGGAGUGAUCCUGGCAUCCUCGCCUGGAGCUGGGGGCCGAGUCGCCGAAGAGGGCGUCAGGAGGAAUGCCACAACCUCAUUGUUUAGUGACGCUAAAAAUCCAGCACGCAACGCAGGGGGCAAAGUCCACCUCGACAGCGGAGCUUUUGGCCUCGUGUCCAGUGUUGGUCUCUUCUCCCUCACCCUCCUGUUGGCUGCUCUGUUACAUUAAAUCCACAGAGACUGGGAUGGGGUGUAGGUUGUUUCUUUGUUUGUUUUAGAACCUAAGAGUCUGGAUUUCCACCCCUGCUCUUGAUCUACCCCACUUCCUUUUGUAAAAUAACUUUGGAACCCGUGCAGAGUUCCGCGUACCCUAUGUGCCUGUUAAAGGAUACAUAAAUGAAGAAAAGAAUGGUAUCUUGCAUCCUCCUGGUAUGAACUGGGAUUAUGCUCCAUGUUUCAUAAGCUCUUUACGACCCUUAUCCAAAAGAAGAGUCUGCUUAACAUUCCAGCUGAGCUGGAAACUCCUUCCUUCACACUAUCAGGUCACUGUAGUACCAUGAAGUCAGAGAUGUAUAGAUUAAAUAUAACCACUAGGAUGCACAACUAGGGCAGUUAACCUUUAAUAUACUGGUAGGUUCCCUUUUUUGUAAUGUUGCUAGUAAGGUGAAUUGGGGGCACGUGACGUUGCAUACUCUUGUCGUAUUCGUUCAUUUGCAUCAAAGGAGUAAUGCACAAGGGUGGGCAACUGUGCAACCAUACAUUGACAUGUGCUGUAUUUAUAGCGAAAUCUACAGGGUGAUAUAUAUAGCAAAACACUGGGUCAAAAGCUCCCAGACGCUGCACCCACUCAAUGCUCCUCCAAGCUCAGAAAAGCAACCCUGAUCUGUAGACCAUUGGAUGCAUCUUGAAGGUUAUUAACAAAAUGGAACAAAGUGCAGUGGAGAGGAGCAUCCAUGCUCCACAGUGCUGGGGCCCCCUCCAGCCAGCCUUGUUAUUGCACAUUAAUGAUGAUCUGUGCUCCUGAUGCUAUUUGGGCAGUCACGCGUGAACCUGAUUUUGAGACUGUUUGCACCUGCAAGUGUUUCAGGGCGGUCACACUGUUUCAUUUGCAGUCUGUGCAUGUCCUGUAACUUCCUGGUGAAAACCUGCAAUGUCUUAUACCACAAAUGCUCUGGUUUAUUUUUGUCCCGCUUUUGUUGUGCAAUAGCCCCUCCAGACAGCAAGAAUGUGGUGGCACUGGGGAAGCAUCACAGAACAAAUAGUAAAGCAGAAUAAAUCCCCGACUAAUGCACUAUUGUUGUGCCAAGAGCAUGUUGCAGAAUACACCCACAAUAAAGCCCCAGUUUGGACGGGCCCCGGGUGCACCGCGGGACUGAACUGUGCAGUCACCUCAAACCAGAAUGGGACAGAUAUCCUUUGGAACUCCCACCUCCAUUUUGUGCACAAGACAGAGAAGUGAGGUGUUCAUAGGAGCAUAGGAAUUAAUCAGGCCUUAUACUGAAACAAACCAUUGGUCCAUCUAGCUCAAUAUUGUCUACACUGACUGGCAGCAGCUCUGCAAGGUUUCAGGCAGUGUGUCUCUUUCAAGAGAUACUAGGGAUUGAACCUGGGACCUUCAGCAUGCAAAGCAGAUCCUCUGCCACUGAACUACAGCCCUUCAGUCCUGAAGCACUUGGGAUUUUCCUUGUGAUAAAUGCUGAUCGAACCCAAAAUUCAUGCCAGAAGUUCUGCUGCCUGUUAGUCCUCCCCAGCUGCAAAGAAGCUCCAAAUACUGGAAUUCAUCAUCCUUUGGGCUUUGACACACACUCUCUUCCCCUCCGUUUUCUUCCUCCUAGCAACAUCUUGAGUGAGAUUGAAAGCGUCUUGGGGCAGAGACUUGUUUAGUUUUGCUUGGCAUUUCUUGUUGAAGUGCCUUGCAUAUUAAUUGUGAUGCUAAACAAUAACAACUAUAAUAAAUUUUCUGAGAAAGCUUGAGUUGCUGAGUGCAAAGUGUGUGAUUUUGUUCCCUGUUGGGGCUUUGCUAACUUUUGCCGUGCGAGGUAGGUGGCUGUGAUUCAAAACAGGUUUCUCCGCCUUCAUUUCAGCUUCAACCCAUCCCUGGCCAGCCAUCCGGCUGCUCUCAGGUUCGAGGCUGAUUUAUUGCCUUGUGUGGAGUCGAUCUCAUUUCUGUCUUCCAUCUUAUUCCCUGUUACUUCUGCUCCCCAAUUUCUGGAUGGCACUCCCUACGUGCUGCGCAAAGGGGGAAGGAAUCAAGAUAUGCUAUUGUUGAUGAUCUUGUGUCUUCAAUGUGUUGAGGUCUUACUCCAAUUUCAGCUAGGAGGGGACCCAGUGAUAGAGAACAUGUGCAUGUGCAGAAGGUCCCAAAUUCAAUCCCCAGCCUCUCUGGUUAAUAGGGCAAGGGCCAUAGCUCAGAGGAUCUGCUUUGCAUACAGAGCAUCCCAGUUUCAAUCCUUGGCAUCUACCUAGGGAGGUGGUGGGCUCUCCAACACUGGAGGCCUUCAAGAGGCAGCUGGAUAGGCUUUAACAUGGAUUCCUGCAUUGAGCAGAGGGUUGGACAUGAUUGCCUUAGGGCCUUCUAACUCUAUGAUUCUAUGAUUCCAAGUAGGACUGGGAAUGUCCCCCGUCUGAAACCCCAGAAGGUUGCAGCCAUUCAAGUGUGGACAAUACUCAGUGCGAUGGACCAACGGCCUGACUCAGUCUAAGGCAGCUUCCAAUGUAACAGGUCAGGUAGCAGGUGAUGAGGAGACCUGCCUACAAUCGUGGAGAGCUGCUGUCAGUCAGAGUAGGAAGCCCUCGCCUUCCUCAGGACAAAUUCUGACUUGGUGCUCGGGUGGUUGCUUACGUAUUGCCAAAACAGAGGAAAUGCAUCACCAACAGGAAUAAAAUAAAGGGGAUGUACGUUUGCGUAACA